Molecule: messenger RNA, 399 nt
Organism: Rhodotorula toruloides NP11
Lineage: Eukaryota; Fungi; Basidiomycota; Microbotryomycetes; Sporidiobolales; Sporidiobolaceae
Exons: 4
Coding region: 1-399 (132 amino acids)
Source: RefSeq, a predicted model, not a curated record
AUGUCCCCCGACGCUCCACGACCCUACAGACCACACCUCUCCUCUCCAACCAGCUAUGAUUCGUUGAGACCCCCACCGAGUAUAACGACUUGGUCUGAACCCUCGAAUUCGCGCUCUGCUUCGAGCGUCGCGGUGGAUCAACAUGCGGGAGGGAGGGGAGCUGGAGGGGGAGGGCGAGGACAGGUGGAGCAAGGGAGGGGGAAGGUGCUCGUCAGGAACAAGGGGGAGGGGAAGGAGCGUAUGGGCCAUGAGGUGGUCGAGAUGGGAGGGACUGGCGUGAUGAAGUCGAAAGAGGACCCAGGUCGACGGCGGAAACGCAUCAUCCUGAUGAUCAUUUGCGGCCUCGUAAUCUGCGCAAUCAUCGUCCUCGUCGUCCUCGGCUGCAAAGGACAACUAUAA